AUGUCGACCCUCGAAGAGCUCGACGACCUCGACCGUCGGGAGCGCGAGGACAAGGAUAAGAAGGACGGCAAGAAAGACGGGGGCAAAGACGACAAGAACAAGUCUGGCGAUGGCGACGAUGAGAUGAAGGAUGCGGAGCCCGAGGAGGAUGACGUCCUUGACGAGGAGAUUUUGAGCCUCAGCACACAGGACAUCCUGACCCGGAGGCGGCUGCUUGAGAACGACUCGAGGAUCAUGAGGAGCGAAUAUCAGCGGCUCUCGCACGAGAGGCAGACGAUGCAAGAAAAGAUCAAGGAUAAUCUCGAAAAGAUCGCAAACAACCGUCAACUUCCUUACCUGGUCGGAAACGUUGUCGAGCUUCUGGAUCUUGACCCAACGGCCGAGUCGUCGGAGGAGGGGGCAAACAUUGACCUGGACGCCACGCGGGUUGGCAAGUCAGCAGUCAUCAAGACGUCCACAAGACAGACGAUAUUCCUACCUUUGAUCGGUUUGGUCGACCCAGCAACCCUGAAACCGGCUGAUCUGAUCGGCGUGAACAAGGACUCGUACCUCAUUCUCGAUACGCUGCCCGCAGAGUACGACAGCAGAGUCAAGGCCAUGGAGGUGGACGAGAAGCCCACGGAAAAGUACAGUGACGUCGGUGGGUUGGACAAACAGAUCGAAGAGCUGGUCGAGGCUAUUGUCUGGCCCAUGAAGGAGGCAGAACGCUUCAAGAAGAUUGGCAUCAAGGCACCCAAAGGUGCACUGAUGUACGGCCCUCCCGGAACCGGAAAGACGCUUUUGGCUCGUGCAUGCGCGGCCCAGACGGACGCAACCUUCCUCAAGCUUGCCGGUCCCCAGCUGGUACAGAUGUUCAUAGGAGACGGCGCCAAGCUGGUUCGCGACUGCUUUGCCCUCGCCAAGGAGAAGGCGCCGUCCAUUAUCUUCAUAGACGAGCUGGAUGCUGUAGGAACAAAGCGUUUCGACAGCGAGAAGUCGGGUGACCGUGAGGUGCAGAGGACCAUGUUGGAGCUGCUCAACCAGUUGGACGGCUUCGCAUCUGACGACCGCAUCAAGGUGCUGGCGGCGACCAACCGUGUCGACGUGCUUGACCCUGCUCUGCUGCGUUCCGGACGUCUUGACCGCAAGAUUGAAUUUCCGCUCCCCAACGAAGAAGCACGGGCGCAGAUUCUCAAGAUCCACAGCCGAAAGAUGCGUUUCGACCCAGCAGUCAACUGGGGCGAGCUGGCACGGAGUACCGACGAGUUUGGUGGUGCCAUGCUGAAGGCUGUUUGCGUCGAGGCCGGCAUGAUUGCACUUCGUAUGGGCAAGAACAAGAUCGGACACGAGCAUUAUGUGGAUGCCAUCGCCGAGGUGCAGGCAAAGAAGAAGGAUACGGUCAACUUCUACGCUUGA
This is a messenger RNA of Pyricularia pennisetigena, 1395 nucleotides long. RefSeq lists its product as uncharacterized. The record is from RefSeq and is a predicted model, not a curated record. Gene Ontology annotation, cellular component: proteasome regulatory particle, base subcomplex. Bases 1 to 1395 code for a protein of 464 amino acids. NCBI's taxonomy places the organism in Eukaryota, Fungi, Ascomycota, Sordariomycetes, Magnaporthales, Pyriculariaceae. The transcript has 4 exons. Gene Ontology annotation, biological process: proteasome-mediated ubiquitin-dependent protein catabolic process. Gene Ontology annotation, molecular function: proteasome-activating activity; ATP hydrolysis activity; ATP binding.